Messenger RNA from Exserohilum turcica Et28A, 1593 nucleotides. RefSeq lists its product as uncharacterized. Gene Ontology annotation, molecular function: FAD binding; oxidoreductase activity. The record is from RefSeq and is a predicted model, not a curated record. NCBI's taxonomy places the organism in Eukaryota, Fungi, Ascomycota, Dothideomycetes, Pleosporales, Pleosporaceae. The transcript is spliced from 2 exons. The coding region runs from base 1 to 1593 and encodes 530 amino acids.
AUGCUUGCUACAUCUGCAGCUGCAUUAGCCCAUGACCCUCUCGUGCGGAAGGCUGCAGACUCCAAAGGUCUGUUAGCGUGUGUCCAAGGGUGCCUGGGAUCCAGUGGCGCAAAUCGGAUCAUUACUCCAUCCAGCAGCCAGUACCUUUCCGCCAGGUCGGGUGCGAUUGUUUCAAACAACCAGUUCCCAGCAAUGGUGGUAUACGCCAACAAAGUCGAUGAGCUUGGUCCACUAGUCAAGUGCGGUGUUGCUAAUGGAUUUGUGAUUGUGCCACGCUCCGGCGGGCAUCAUUUCCAGGACUGGUCUUCAUUGAUGGAUUCGCUAGUGAUUGAUGUGUCCAACAUCAACUACGUUCUGCCAUCGGACGGUGCGAAGACAGCUGUGGUUGGCGGAGGCGCCAGACUUGGUGCCAUAUACAGCAUUCUGCAGGGCUACGGGAGGUCGUUUGCAGGAUCCAUCUGCCCAAGGGUUGGAAUUGCAGGCCACAUCAGUGUGGGGGGCUACAAUAUGCAGAUGCGGACGGAGGGAAUGUCGGUUGAUAAUGUGGAGUCGGCAAGAGUGGUGCUCGCCAAUGGGAACUUGGUCACUGCGUCUGCAACGUCGAACCCAGACCUCUGGUACGCCAUUCGCGGAGGUGGAACCUUUGGCAUCAUCGCAGAUGUGGUCCUGAAGACGAAUCCUUCGCCCCGAUCUGCAAUGUUCUCCAUGAACUUUGGCAACGAUACCCGGCUUGAAGUGACGCAAAAGUUCCUCAACUGGGCGUCGCAACAGGAUCCCCUGUUCAACUCACAGCUGAAUUUGUGGUCUAACCGUACGGGCAUUCUCGGGUGGUACCAGGGCAAGACAAAGGAGGAGCUUUCAGCCAUUGUAGCAACGUCAGGACUCGCGGACGUAGCCGGAGGCAGCAUCAAGAUCAGCGACAACUGCAGCGUAGCCAACUCGCGCAACUUUUGGCUGGGACUCCAAGAUACCUGCACUGACGAUGCAACGGCGGACAAGCUCUUCUACACAUUGAACAACGUAGCGGCCGACGCUCUCACGUCCGUUCAGACAAAUGGGCUGGCCACAGUGCUCAACCAAACGCCGGCGCUGCCGGAUGUUGCGCGAGCUAAUCGAUGGCCACGCGCCGACGUCGCAUCCAAGACGUUUGUUGAGACGAAAGACAAGCCGCUUAGCGCGGCAGACGUUGAAUGGCUGGUGACUGAGUCGGGCAAGCUGCCCAUGGAUGCAGGAUUCUGGGCCGAGAUUACCACGUUCAACAUGAGCAUUGCAUCGACGACGAGUGCCUUUCCAUGGACGACUCAGGCAAAGACGCUGUUCCGCAUGCAGGUCACCAAGGGACUUGGCGACCAGAAAGUGCAGAGUCAAGCGGAUGCCUUCACCAAGAGCGUUGAGACGACUCUGCGGCCAAAAUUUGGGGAUGCGAGUUACACCGGCUACGUCGACAAGGACAUCUCGGUUAAUCCGUACAAGGCGUAUUAUGGCGAUACUGUAUGCAAACUGGUCCAGGUGAGGAAGAAGUACGAUGCGAAAAAUGUCUUUUCCAACCCUUGGUCCGUGGGGCCCACUCCUCCAAAGGGCUACAGCUGCUAG